CGGACAAACCAAACAGCCUGGAGUGUAGAACCACAAGUUUCGCUUUUACACUCUGGGAACAGACAUGUGAGGAGGUUCCUCUGAGGCUGCGGCUGGAGAUUUAAACCACCCGUUGACAAGGGGUUUAUUUAAUCGGCGCAUUAACAGAUUAUGAUCAUUAUUCCGCAGUAAAUGUUUAUACAGAUGAGUCCAGGAGCGCAGAUCUAUUAAUCUUCUUCCGCUGUCCGAGUGCAACAUGAUUGCAUUAGUGGGCGUUUUAUUGGUGGUGUCUGUCUCAGGUGAUGACCAGGUGGAAGGCAUCUUGGGAGACAGUGUGCUUCUUCCAUGCUCCUGUUCAGGCCGAGAUACAACUCAGCCAAUGAAAUGGCAGAUGAACGAACAAUUUCGUGUGUUCAAGAAUGUGAACAAUGUGUCAGAAUUCAAUGAAACCUACGAGGGUCGAGCCAGAGUGUUACUGGAGAGCAACUGUUCUCUUGUUCUAACCAGAAUCAAAAAGGAGGAUCGGGGAAAAUACCAAUGCAUUUGUCACAUUAAUGAAAGAUACAAGGAUUUCCCUGUACAUCUGACUGUAGUUGCUCACUUCAACGUUUGCCAGAGGUCUGAAACGGUCAUCAGUCCAGAGGGCGAAAAUGAAAAGGUUUUUCAUUGUGCUGUAAGUGGACAUGACAAGGAAGCCAAGAUUCAGUGGUACAAUGGUUCACUGGAUGGACAGCAGCUUCUAAAUUCUUCUGAAACUACCAUAACUCACACAUAUAACCUGAACACAGUGAAUGGCCUCAACAUUUUCAGCAGCAAACUGGUGACUCAUCUCAACACACUGAAGCCCAAAUGUGAUGUCAAGAGUGAAGACGUACAAACUACCAUUACAGAGACCUGCAGUGGUAGCAUUGGUCAGGUGGUCCAACCAACCCAGGAACCAAACAUGAACAGAGACAGAAACAUUAUAAUCAUUCCCUUUGUGACGGUAGCUGGAUUAUGUGUGGUCUUGUGGCGCUGGAGGAAAUUCUCCUAGGGUUAAUCAAAAAAAAAAAAAAAAAGAGGGAAGACAGAGGAAUGAAGACUAUAUUACCAAAGACCUACAAGAUCACGUCCAAUGCAACAAUGUGAAAGCAGAGUGUCAUGAAGAGUGGUUAACCAUGAAUCAUGUCAGUAACGAAACUGUGUACAGGCAGGUUAAAUCCUGUCCUCAUGUCACUCGUCUGUGAGUUAUUUGUGACAUUGGAUUUUGUUGGAAUUACAACUGCAGGAGUUACAAAUCAAAGGAGGAAAAACAAUAUUUGGAAAUACACACCUUCCCUCUGCAUGUCUGUCCUUGGUCCAAAUCAAAAGACUGAAUAUGAAAACAGACGCCCAAACCCCAUUUUACACGACUAUGGAAACGGAAGCUAAUAUAUAAUGGUUAAGAGAGCUGCCAUCUUGCUUCUGACUGGAGUCGUGGAGAACAGCCAUCUGUAAGUGCAGCAUUCAGUCAUGUAUAUAAACCCCCUAACUCUCGAUAAAGUAUCCUGAACAGCCCAUAUCCUCCGUCGCAGGGAAUGUCUUCUGCAGCCUGUAAAAAGAGCCAAGGAGUAGAUGAUGAAGUUUUGCUUGCUGUCAGACCACUUGAAUUACAAUAUUCUAAGAACUAACCAUGUAUUUUUUUUCAUGACAACUAUUGUGCACUGAAGCUUUAAUACUUUUUAAAUCAGGCUUUAAUAAGAUUUGCCUUCAGAAUGUGAAACAGAAUUUGGUGGAUCAUCAUAAUUGUCAUUUUACUGUAUAAAAUGUGCAUUACAGUGGCCCAGUAUUUACUUACUUAAAUGACACAUGUUUAAUUUUUUGUUGUUGUAAGAUGAAUAUUUCUACAUGUAGAUACUCCCUCUCAGUGAUUUAUGUUUUUUACUUUAUGGACACCAGUGAGUGAAUGUUGUCAUCUAACGCAAAAUGGACAUGGCUUUUAUAUGCGCUGUCAUUAUUGUAGAUCUUGAUGACAUUUAGUGAAUGUGUGUCUCUCUGUGAAGUUUUUUUGAUAUUUUUGAUAUAUGCAAUUCUUGAAAUAUAAAGUGUUCUUUCUGUUUGGUAUGUCUACUUUUGUACAUUUGUGAUGCAAUUUUUGUAUUCUUUGUUAUUUUUACAUCCAUGGUAAUAGCACAUUGAAAACUCAAUAUUAUUCCACAAACCACCAGGCCACUUGAUCAAGAUAUAUGGGUUUAUGUAUAUACAAAUUUUAUGAUAUUUAUUGGCUAUAGUCCAAUUAGGUUCAUACUGUCACCUAAAAUUAUAGAGAUUUCCUUUUCUUUGCCAUGUCAAGGUAAAAAAUCAACUUUUUUCCAUCUGUCUGGCAAAAAAGAAAAGGAAAUCUUUAUUUAUCGGCUAUGUUUAUCUGAGAACAAAAUUAUCCUAAUUGCGUAAUACAGACAUAUAGGUGACUGUUCCCUAGGUCGAAAGCAAAACUCUCUGCAGUUAUUGUUUCCCUCUGUCCUGAAGUUAUGAUGUCCUAAUCUUGGCUCGAUCUGAUUUUUUUGUUAUUCUAACUUUUAAUGUCAGUUCAUGAGUAAUGUAACAAUCAUUUCAUUCAUCUGUCCUGCCUUUUAUAUAACCACAUAUUUGGCAACAGAACAUCGCAGCCUUUGAAUAGAUUGUGAACAUGUUGAGACUAGAUGAAGAAGGAUAUGAAGAAAUGUGAUUGCAACCUAUGGUGUACAUUGGCAUGGGUGUGAUAAUGGACCAUGAAAACAACAACGGAUUUCCAAAGAAUCUUCUAUUUUGUUUCACCGGGGGGGGGAGAAGUAAUUCAGGACAGUGAAGAUGCAAAAUAUGUAACAAAAAGCAACAGAGGCCAAGAGACAGAACAUCAUACAUGUAACAGAAAUGAUCAAAUCCUUUUACCAGGGUACAUUUAGUCAUAUUUUGUGAUCUGGUUAACCCCCUAUUUGAAAAUUAUAUGCAAGGCUGCUAAUGGCUAAUGUGGGAGUGCAUUAACUGUGCACCUUGUAUGUGUUGAAAGACAACAACUGUCAUAUACUGUUACCCAUAAAAUUGGAAUAAAAUAUUUUUACCUUUUCCAAUGAAAUGAUUGUGAAAAUGUGAUUUGUUUUUGAUAAAUAAAGUGUAACUGGGUUA
Molecule: messenger RNA, 3102 nt
Organism: Sphaeramia orbicularis (orbiculate cardinalfish)
Lineage: Eukaryota; Metazoa; Chordata; Actinopteri; Kurtiformes; Apogonidae
Exons: 5
Coding region: 236-1012 (258 amino acids)
Biological process (GO): negative regulation of T cell proliferation; cell surface receptor signaling pathway; T cell costimulation
Cellular component (GO): external side of plasma membrane
Source: RefSeq, a predicted model, not a curated record